AUGCCUGACUUUCGCCCCCUCUUCUUCAUCGCCAAGGUCUUGACCUGCUGUUGCUGCUGCAGUCGUCGCAAGCCCGAGAAUGCUCGAGCUGCCGAUCGCCCUUACGGCACUAGUCAUGGCCAGCGAACGGGGAGCAGUAGUGAGAACGUUUCUGACUACUCUGAAUAUUCGGUACCCCCGGCAUAUCCAGGUGGCCCUAUGAACCUCAUUCAUCCUGAUGAAUUUGAGCACCCUGACGAGUUGGACGAAAAAUCCAGAUCUCUUGUACCUUGCCCUCCAACCCCUCGACCAUCCUCGUCUGUUGAUUCUGAGGUUGGUACUACUAGGCCUAGUACUGCUAAGCCCGAUACUAUGAGGCCUAGUACUACGAAGUCUACUAAUACCAAGACUAUUUCUGAUGAACCCGUUGCUAGUCCAUCUGUUAUAGUUGAGAUUACUGCUACCGACUCCGUUACCGAAAUGCUUCUUGCUGAUGAACCCAGUGUUACAAAGCUUGCUGGUCCGGUGCCUAUUAGAGAUGAGCCUACUGCAACCAAGUCUGUUUCCACUGAGCCCGAGCCCGAAGCCGAGCCUGUUGAGGCUGGUCCUACAGAUACUAAGACCGAUCGACCUAACUUUGUUAAUGUCGACCUGGCGGAAGCUGGUCCUCUCAAGUCUGAUAUCGAGGCCAGCUCUGACGCAGUUGGUCCCACAGAGAACAAGGACGAGGAUAAGGGCAAGGAAAAGGUCUCUGUGUAA
This is a messenger RNA of Fusarium oxysporum Fo47, 738 nucleotides long. RefSeq lists its product as uncharacterized. Bases 1 to 738 code for a protein of 245 amino acids. NCBI's taxonomy places the organism in Eukaryota, Fungi, Ascomycota, Sordariomycetes, Hypocreales, Nectriaceae. The transcript has 2 exons. The record is from RefSeq and is a predicted model, not a curated record.